Molecule: messenger RNA, 1157 nt
Organism: Aegilops tauschii subsp. strangulata
Lineage: Eukaryota; Viridiplantae; Streptophyta; Magnoliopsida; Poales; Poaceae
Product: aquaporin NIP3-3-like
Biological process (GO): transmembrane transport
Cellular component (GO): membrane
Molecular function (GO): channel activity
Source: RefSeq, a predicted model, not a curated record
UACGGAAGGUAAGGUAUUGACCAAGAGCAACAGGACAGUACUAUAUAUCAUUAUAUGCAUACUGUUAUCUUGGCAAACUAUAGUGCUUGCUUGCAAUGGGGUCGAUGAUUGUGCCGAUGGAGCCGAUCCACCAUGUCGAUGGCAACGGCGAUCCACCACCACCGUCCUCUGAACCUGACUCAACUCGUCCUCGGCGGCGGCGGCCUAAAUUUCCAAACAUGGCAGCGGUGCCACUCGUCAAGAAGGUGACGGCGGAGUUUCUGGGGACGUUCAUCCUCAUGUUCAUCCAGGUGUCCUCCAUAAUCAUGGACGAGCAGCACCACGGCGUGGUGGGCCUCAUGGGCAUCGCCGUGUCCGUCGGCUUAGCGGUCAUGGUGCUCGUCUUCUCCAUCAUCCACAUCUCCGGGUGCCACCUGAACCCGGCCGUGAGCAUCGCAAUGGGUGUCUUCGGCCACCUCCCGCCGGCCCACCUUGUCCCUUACAUUGUCGCGCAGGUGCUUGGCUCCACCGCCGCCUCCUUCGCCGGCAAAGCGAUUUACCACCCCGUGAACCCCGGGAUCACCACCAUCCCGAGCGUUGGCACGGUGGAGGCGUUCGCCGUGGAGUUCAUCAUCACGUUCAUCCUUCUCUUCGUCAUAAUAGCUGUUGCCACGGACCCUCAUGCAGUGAAAAAAUUGAUAGCAGUAGCGGUCGGUGCGACAGUGGUGAUGAAUAUUCUCAUCGCGGGGCCGUCAACAGGAGCAUCUAUGAAUCCAGCGCGUACAAUUGGACCAGCCAUUGCCACAGGGAGAUACACCAAGAUUUGGGUUUAUCUGGUGGCUGAACCACUGGGAGCUAUUGCUGGAGUUGGAUCCUACAUGGCAAUUAAGUUGUAGUCAGAAACAUCGACAACCUAGAAAAAAAAACACAGUUGUAGAGUGUAAAAAGGAAAAAAGAAAAGGGAUUAGGUGCGUAUUGCUGAAGUUUUGAUUGAUAUCAACAAUUUAUACUUAAGUGUUGUACAUAUAAAUCAUAUUUUGAUGAAAACAGGUCCGUGGGAACGGCCGGUUCUACUUUCAAUAGAAUUUUACCAACAGUGACUGUCCGGUGGCUAGCUAUCACUAUCAGCCAUGUAGAUGCAGGCUUAAAUCUGACAAUUGGAUACGAAAUAGCAUAUC